This is a messenger RNA of Symbiodinium natans, 1275 nucleotides long. The record is from the annotation of a GenBank genome assembly. NCBI's taxonomy places the organism in Eukaryota, Dinophyceae, Suessiales, Symbiodiniaceae.
AUGACGUGGUUGUCAGAAGGCUUGCAGUGCAUGUUCUACCUAGUGCCGCCCAAGCACCUCUCCCUCUCGAAGGGGGACAAGGUCCCAAACUUCAUCGAGAGUCAUGGAACCGUCAUGUUUUUCCUCCUGAUGUUCACGGAGUUGGCUGUUGGGUCGUGCGUGUAUCAGAAGACGUUGUACAGGUUCAGUGACUUCCUUUCUUCCAUAUCCUCUGGUACCUGUCAACAGUUUGUUGUGGCGCUGAUGACGAAGUUUGCGGAUCCGAAGGGGGCCUAUCGGCUAGUGAACGAGAGUUGCCGCCUUGUGGAGUUCGACGUGAAAGGCAAGCCUUUCACCACGUGGAUUUGUCUUGUCCUCGGUAUGGACCUGGCCUACUACUGGGCACACCGAAGUAUGCACAUGCUGCAUACUGGCUGGGCCGCCCACAGUGCGCAUCAUUCGGGUGAGGACUACAACAUGGCCACUGCGCUCCGGCAAGGGUCUUUGCAGCCACUCAUGACAUGGGUCUUCUCGUUGCCUCUUGCGCUCGUCUUCCCUGCAGAGUCGAUCCUGAUACAUUCGCAGCUCAAUAUGCUCUAUCAGUUCUGGAUUCAUACAGAGCUUUGCGGCCGGCUGGGGGCCCUGGAGUACGUGCUCAACACCCCUUUCCACCACCGCAUGCAUCAUCGGCCACCGGGGAACUGCAACUACGCUGGGGUCUUGAUCAUCUGGGACCGCCUCUUCAAUACCUACGACGCUGAGACAGAGCGGUUGGACUAUUUCGGCUUGGCACAGUCUGCUGGCACAUUCAAUGCCGUGGAGCUGAAUCUGCAGCAUUGGCGCAAGAUGGGCCGCUUCCAUCUUCUACGAGGUGGCUGCUUCUGGCACUUGCUACGCUCUUCGGUGUCCGCAAGAGCCCAGCACAAGAUGGAAUGGACGCCCCGAAAGUUGCUGCAGCCCUACGAGCCCAUGCUGGACGCGAAAAGCUCCUGGAUCUUGCCCGAGAAAGAGGUCAGACCGAAGUAUCGUGGAGCCGAGCUGCAGCUGAUGGGCAAAGCGGCGGCUGUUGCAAUGUACCUGGGUGCAUUCGUCUGCCUGCAAAGGGUCAGCAACCCCACUGAGAGACCGAAGCUCCAGCUGCUGUGUGCUGCGGCUGGCGGCUUCACCUGGCUACAUGCACUGGGCGAUUUUCUCGACAAGGGCAGCUACAGCACGUUGCUGGUUGGAAAGCUUUUCCUGAGUACGGGCUUCACUGCUUUGGACAUGGGGAUCUUCGGAUGGCAGCCCCAUGCUUGA